Molecule: messenger RNA, 3767 nt
Organism: Mercenaria mercenaria
Lineage: Eukaryota; Metazoa; Mollusca; Bivalvia; Venerida; Veneridae
Product: IQ motif and ankyrin repeat domain-containing protein 1-like
Exons: 14
Coding region: 70-1830 (586 amino acids)
Biological process (GO): regulation of barbed-end actin filament capping
Cellular component (GO): nucleus; cytoplasm
Molecular function (GO): protein binding
Source: RefSeq, a predicted model, not a curated record
AACCAAGUGCGAGACUGCUUUGUGUAAAAAUGGCUGACAAAUAAGUCUUUUUUUUUUGGUAAAUUAGAUAUGCCACCGAAAAAACCCGCACCAGUUAAAGCUGCUGCAGCCCGUGCGCCAGCGAAGCCUGCAGGCCGUGGGGCACCUGCUGCUCGGGGAGGUCAGGCCGGCAGGGGUGCACCAGCAGGGAGGGGAGGCCCAGCAAAGAAAGGAACAGCACCAGCACAAGGAGCAAAGAAAGGUCCAGCAGCACCGGAGAAACCUAAGGAAAAGGUGUGGACAGAAAAGGAUGAUGCAGCUAGAAAGAUACAGACAAAGUUUAGGCAGUACAGGGCUAAAAAAGUCUUGGAGAAAAAGAAGAAAGAAAAACAAGACUAUAAUGAUUUAAUGGACAAAUUGGAGAAAGAGGCUUUUGUCAAGCUUGUGCAGAUUGAACAAGAAAAAGCAGAAAAACAAAGACAGAAAGAAGAAGAUGAAAGAAGAAGAAAGAGGGAAGAAAAACAAAGAAUGAAAAGAAUGUUAGAAGCUGCUUUUGACGGAGAUGUUGAGGAAAUGACACUGGUUUUAAAAGAGGUUGUUGCAGCAGAUGAUAAAUAUGGUGUUGGUAAGGAUGAUGUUAUAGGACGAGCACUGAGGGCCAAACACAUCAUGAAUGUUGUAGAAUGUGAAGACGCCAAUGAAAAUACGCCUAUAUCAGAAGCUGCAAGUGGUGGUCACACUGAGGCAAUCAGGUUUUUACUGGAGAGAGGAGCCGACCCUAACAAGAUAGGACAAUUCAUGAGGACCCCACUAUACAGAGCUGCUUUUGCUGGACAUCUCGAGGCUUGUGAGAUGUUGCUACAGAAUGGUGCUGAUCCAAGAGUCUAUGCAUCUGAUGGACAGACACCUGAACAGAUAGCAUCUGUAGCAGCGAUUGCUGAGUUGAUGCAGAACUGGGAUAUAGCACAGACAGAAUCUCUGCUGGAGAAACUGGAGGCAGACAAAGAGAGAAGAAAGGAGAUGGACAGACAGAAACGAGAGGCAGAAACUAGCAAACUAGAAGAUGUUGUAAAGGAGGUACAAGAGGAAUAUAAUAUCAUGGAAAAAAGGUUUCAACAUGCAUACUGUGAGCUACAGAAGAGAAUAUAUGAACAUGAUGCAGGACCUUCAAUGGGAUUUGACAAGCCUGAAAUCACACUGCAGGCUAUACAAGAUCAGGAAUGUGAGGUGGAGGUGUUGAAGAUUGACCUAGAUAAAGCUAGAAACAAACUGGCCAUGGCCAAACUCAAACUCAGGGAACAACAGAAAGGGGGAGAAGAUAUGGAUGAGGAUGACCUGCCUGGCCUCAGGGUUUCAAUAAGGGAACUGGAUGAUGUCCUUAUGAGAGAUGUGGGAAAUAGAAUCAGUGACUCUGGCAAGUGGCCUUUGAUUAUAGAUCCAAAUGCUCAAGCUGCGACUUUCUUGCGAUACCGAGAUACAAACUACAUUAACACCCUCAGUCCUGCCCAGAUGGAGCCCGAGAAAAUACGCAUGUCUGUACUUGGGGCUGUCAGGUAUGGUAAACCCUUAGUAAUAGAUAUGAUGGAAGUGGAUAUGUUCCAUGCAGUGGAGAGAAGAUUUGAGGAGGUGAUGGAGGGACUUCUUAAUGCAAUCAUGGACAAGUCCAUCAUGCAGGAACAAGUGUACUUGAAGCUUCUGAAAGAGACAGAUCCACCAGAGUACCACAAGAACAAGUUCAACGAUCUGCGCACGGCCAGCUUCAAACUUUACAUUAUAACUAAAAACAAAUUUCCGGCAGAGGAACUUCUUGACAGGACAUAUCCAAUCAGAGUACAUGUUCCAAUCACUUAAUCAUAUCCCAGGUCCUCAUAGUUAACAAAUAAGUUUGCAUACCAUAGAAUCAUCUCAUUUUGCAUUUUCGUAUCCAUGGAUUUCAAGUUUUGAAGAUAAAAUGUAUGGACAUUUUAUGUGUUCAUUGGAAACUAUUUCAUGGAUUGAUUAUUCCCCCCUUCCUGGUCGAUACUUAUGGUUUUAGUUGUUUUAUUAUUGAAGGACAAGCAAUAGCAAUCCAAGGUUAUAGUAAAAGAAAACUGUAAAAAAUGAAAUUACUCUGUUGUGAGAAAGUGCAAAAAAAACAUCAGUUUUUGAUUGGAAGUAAAUGAUUUUCAGAACAUCUAAAUGAAUUAGUUGUUGGAAGCAGUUUGCAAAAAGCUUUGCCACACUUCUCUUUACAUUAAACAAUGUAUUUAUUAAUUAAGGAUAGUCAUUUACCCACAUACUGCCAAAAUUACUGUUUGAUUUUUAAACUUGUUGUAAAUAAUAUUGUGAUAUCCUUUUUUAAACCCUAUCCCUAUCCAACAAUUUAUGGUAGGUUGGGAUACCAGAAACAAACAAUUUUUUGUAUGCCUGCUCUUCUUUAUGUUUGUAUGCUCCAUUUGUUUUCAUGUGUAUCUCAGUAAUUUUGUCUUCCACAGAUCUACAUGUUACAUUAAUUUAAAUUGCUGCCAUUCUGAUCUAUAUAAAAGAGUGAAUGAUGGUCUUCGCAUGCUGUAAGUCAUUUAUUUGAACUGUCUUCAGCUUACUUUAUCUCCUAAUAAUAAAAAAUGAAGAUAAAACUAUGAAAAUUAAUUUCCAAUGUCAUGUACAGUAAUAAAAUAGUAUCUAAAUGUGAUUUUUUUACUAUUAUUAAGUUUUACGUAAAAAAUUAUCUAUGCCAGUUUAUACUGCAUAAACGGCGCUCCAUAAAUGCGAUUAGCCAAUCAUAUGUCUGUAAAAAAUCAUGUGAAAUCGCCCAGUCUCCAUGUGCUACACUACUUGUUGCAUUCCAAUAAAACGCUUAUUGAAUGGCUUGCAGGUCAGUAGUCAGAAGUUUUUUUCCUCCUGGUGCUUCGGGCGAUAGUUUUGACUAUUGUCAGAUAAGUCAUUGAGUAAGUGUAUACUGUUCUACAACUACAAGUCAGCUGCAAGGUUGGCUCAACAGGCAGACCAUGUGACUGUUAUCUAAACAUUGUGUGUUAAUUUCCCAGGCAAGAGGCAUGUUCAGACUGACAUCGUUACUGAACACAGUGUGUCUGAAGUUACUCUUUCUCCACCAUUGAUUCUCUGAUUAGUUUACGGGUUGCAUGUAACUUCCGUAGAAUAAGUCAGUACUGUUACAGAAUACAGGACACCGGUUUAUAGAUAACAUUACUGAAAUACUGAUGACAAAAUAUCCUUAAUUAAACCAGAAUUCAAACAAACAAUCCCAUUUAAGUUACAUUCCACUAGCUGCCAAAGUAGGAUGUUCAGACAGCCUUUAAGUCAUUUGAAAAGUCAUAAAUGAAUGAAUACCAUAUCAUUUGAUAUUUUAAGUGAGAGUUGUAAACUGUAUUCAUUUGUUAUACAUGAUAUUUUUCUAUUGCAUUUUGUUUAACUUUGAAAAUUCUAGUUACAGUACUAUGGACUUUCACAAUUUUUACAGCCCAGAUAGGAUACUACUAUAGUUUAAGAAUUUGCAGACAUUUAAUAUUGGUAAGUUGGUACAGAUCAGCAAAAAGCAGGCAUUUUUAAAACUAUUUUUCAUGUGUUGCGAAGUCAUUGUAUAAAAAUGCACUAAAAUCCUGUUAAUGUAAUCCACUGUGAUAAGUAUUGUUAUGCAUAUAUAACUAUUUAGUUUCAUUUUUUUUUCAUUUACAAAGACAUAAUGCAAAUUUCUGUGAUAAGGUAUUUACACACUAAGAUUUUUUGUGUUUACUUUUUUAAUGCAAAUCUUAUUAUUUUGUACUAAUAAAAUGUGAAUUUCCCUAGAA